UCCCUGAAACCGAAUCAAAGUGACGGGUGACUGCAGUUUAUUAAGAAAAAAAUCAGCUUUACAGAUUUAUCUCUUCUGCUUAACUGCUUUUGACUUACGGAAGGCAUAAAAAAUCCACAUUCCCUGUGGUUAUUAAAUAAAGAUCAUCUUGCUCACAUUCCUGACAAAUUCUCUUCUUUGAUCCAGAGUGAAGAUGAAGAAGGCCCUUGUCAUAAUGAUCGUACUUUCUUUUCAUCUGCCAGUUUCACCUGAAAGCUUAAUUACUCAGAAGGUAUGUGUGGGAGAGAAAGCUGAACUACCGUGCAACUUUAAAGUGGCAAAGGACUUCAUGGACAUGGUUUUAAUGUAUAUACAGAAAGAGGUAGUAGGAAGAGAUGAAGUCGUGUAUGAGUAUUCAUAUGGUAAGGAAAUCAAUACAAGCCAAAACGAAAAAUAUAAAAAUCGAUCAGUCAAGGUACUGAACAAUUUUACCGUACACCUGAAAGAUAUUACCACAGAGGACAGGGGCCGUUACAAGUGCAUUAUCCUUCAGAAAACUGACAGUGGUUUGACUAUGAUCCAUACCUCUACCAUCGAUCUGGAAGUUUAUGCACUUUACAGUGAACCACAGGUACUCAUGGAACCAAAUGCUGGCAUCCAGUAUGGUGACUUUGUAAAUCUUACUUGUAAUAGCAAAGGAGGUUACCCACAAGCAGACAUCCUGUGGACUGUUAUAUCUGGAAACGUUACACUGAAGGUCAUACACAGAACUAAAACUGUACCAUAUGGAAAAAAUAACACCUCUUAUUACUUAAACAGCACCGCCAUGAUUCAUGUUACUGAAGAUGCUGUCAUCACAUGUUCGGUUGAACAUUCUGCACUGUAUGAAAUCAAAACAUCUGUCAAUUACUCAUUGCAUGUGUCACCUCCACUGACUAGUCACCCUAGCCCUACUGUCUGGAUUGCAGUGUUAUUUCUAAUUAUUUUAUUAUCGGUGUUGCCAGUUAUUUGGUUUAUGCGGAAGAAACAAUGCAGCAAAAAAUCAUAUCAUUUUCCAGUGACUAGAAGGAACAAGCAGCCUGUGAAAAUAACAGCUGAUGUAGGAGAAGAAACAGCAGAGAAACUCGAAGGUGCAGAAAAUAAUUACAUAGCUGAAUAUGUGGAAUUGGAGAUGCCACUGAAAAUGGACACCUAGUGCCAGCUUGAUUUUUAGUCAGCAACUAUGUUUUACAGUGGAGAGAGUUUAUCAGAAAUAAUGUGGGUGACAAAGGAAUUCUUCAGUUUUUAAUGGCUUCAUGAAUAAGUCUUGUUCAAUUUAGUUCCUGUCAUGGAAUCAAAGAUCAAAUGGCAGUGUAACUCCUACCUUAACAGAUAUACUGAUAUUAUGAGAUCACUGUUUCCAGAGCAUAUGCCCUUCAGUAUUCUAAACUAUUCCCUCCACUUUUUUUUCUUCACACCUUCUGAGUUGGCUGUUGAGUACAGUGAAUAACAGUUUUUCUGCUUAGCUGCAGCCGAUGAUGGAGCAAUGAUGGAUGUUAGAGUUAUGUAAUCAGUCUUAACAGCUGACUCAAUCACUCUAUUCAACUGUAGGAAAAGCAUUUGGUGAAUGAAAGAAAGGUAUUAUGCAUGACCCCUUUGAGAGUAUACGGUGCAGUUCUAGAGACAUUACAUGUGUCAGAAUAUUAACAGAAUGAUGGUAUUUACGAUAAGAGUAGCAAGAACUGUUUUCAAUCUUCUUCACCAGAAUUCAUGCAAAGUGCAAAGGAGAUCACAAGAGCUUGUUGUUUACCUUACAAAGGUGGAGAGGAAACAUGGCUGAAACAAUUAAGCAUCUUAAGAAAAAUCCUUAAAGUCCAAUGUGUUUCUAUAGUUCAGUAAAACAAAUGAAUGAAAUUAAGAAGACACAGCUCAACGAUGCAAAGCGAAUGGUUUAAUUAUGCGAUUUUGUGUGUGUGUGUGUGUGUGUGUGUGUGUG
This is a messenger RNA of Protopterus annectens (West African lungfish), 1954 nucleotides long. Its product is annotated as T-lymphocyte activation antigen CD86-like. The transcript is spliced from 8 exons. Gene Ontology annotation, biological process: cellular response to lipopolysaccharide; immune response; negative regulation of T cell proliferation. The record is from RefSeq and is a predicted model, not a curated record. NCBI's taxonomy places the organism in Eukaryota, Metazoa, Chordata, Ceratodontiformes, Protopteridae. Gene Ontology annotation, cellular component: external side of plasma membrane. Bases 194 to 1174 code for a protein of 326 amino acids.